UUCACGUUUUGUAAGUUGUAACAGUCACAACUAAACUAAUAAAAAGAAAACAUCUGGCUUGUCAUGUCGAGAAUUCUCCGACGACAUAUCGCCGCUGGUAUUUUCCGGCGGGAUCAUGGAUCAUUGAUCGGAAAGAAAUCAUUUAGCAGCGGCACAACUGAUGGUGCUUUGGUGGAAGUGAAUCCCGGCGAGGUUGGGAUCAUCUCCGGCAUCCCUCAGCAACAGCUUCGUCGUAGGGUCUUGAUUUAUUCGCCUGCGCGCACUGCAUCUCAACAAGGAUCUGGAAAAGUCGGGAAGUGGAAAAUCAACUUUCUAUCAACACAGAAGUGGGAAAAUCCAUUAAUGGGAUGGACAUCGACAGGAGACCCAUAUGCUAAUGUUGGUGAUGCAGGACUCAGUUUUAAUAGUGCAGAGGCAGCAAAGGCAUUUGCUGAGAAACAUGGCUGGGAAUAUGAGGUCAAGAAGCAUCACACUCCUAUUCUCAAGGCUAAAUCAUAUGCAGACAAUUUCAAAUGGAAAGGGCCACCAAAGACUGAAGAAAGUUAAGUUUCCAAAACAUGCAAAUCAAAUUACUCACCAUUUCUGGUUUCUUGUAACCCUAAAAGCACACUUGUUUUAUUAAUGGAAAAACUUGAAAAACACUGCCUUUGAUAGGCAUACAUCUAAAUAAAAAACAUAAAGUUCCUAA
Molecule: messenger RNA, 688 nt
Organism: Erigeron canadensis
Lineage: Eukaryota; Viridiplantae; Streptophyta; Magnoliopsida; Asterales; Asteraceae
Product: NADH dehydrogenase [ubiquinone] iron-sulfur protein 4, mitochondrial-like
Exons: 5
Coding region: 64-546 (160 amino acids)
Biological process (GO): electron transport chain
Source: RefSeq, a predicted model, not a curated record